AUGGCUGGCUGGGUAUUGUCUGAAGUUUCUUCCUCGCGAAUCCUCGGCAGGGUUAUCUGUCAUCGAGAUUUACUCCCACUUAUUUCCCUAAUAGCACUUAUUUGCUAUGUGGUGGUAAAAUCGAUAUAUCGUGUGUAUUUCCACCCCUUGGCCAAAUACCCCGGCCCCUUUUGGGCCAAAGUUACUUCACUCUACGACUUUUACCAAGCGCUGUCAGAGCAUCGUGCACACAACUUCCUUGCCCUUCAUAAGAAAUAUGGUCCCAUAGUGCGAUAUGCUCCCGAUAAACUCGUUUUCAACGAGCCCCAAGCAUGGCAAGACAUUUAUGCGUACAAAGCCAAUGUCCGCAAAUCUGACCUGUUCACCGCAUCCCAAUCGAACCCCGAGUCUACUGAUACCUUCAGCGAACUAUACAAGGAGCCAGCUCUGAAGAAAAGGAAAGUCUUGUCAUACGGUUUCUCGGAGAGUUCGUUGCGAUCUUUUGAGGCCUAUAUGCUAGAUCAGAUCAACAUUUUUUGCCGACAGCUGGUGAGCCCAGAGACUGAAAAGGUUAAGGAUAUGUCUCUCUGGUUUAAUUAUCUGUCGUACGAUAUCAUGGGCGAACUGGUUUUCGGACGGGGCUUCGGCAUGCUCACCGACCCUUCGUUGCGAUAUAUACUGGACCUUAUCGACUCCACAGUUUUCUCUUAUUUAUUGGGUGGCAUCAUACCCUGGUUACACAAGUCCGGCAUAAUAACGCUCUUAAUGCCUCGAAUUUAUUUUAUGAGGAAGAAGUUUGUUGCAGAGUCGACCAAGAGAAUCGUUGAGAGAAUCAAGCUGGGUCCAGACGCAGUCGGGGUGAGCGGCCGGAAAGACUUCUUUCACUACCUGCUAAACGGGAAAGACGAGAAUGGUAAUCCACUUUCACAUGCACGUUUAGGCGCCGAGGGAGUUCUCCUUAUCCUAGCAGGAAGUGACACAAGUUCUGCAUCAAUGGCUGGAACUCUCUUCUAUCUCAUGCAACAAGUUCGAUGCCAGGAAAUGCUAUUCGAAGAGCUUGAUGGAACCUUCGACAAUGUCGAUGAGAUUCGAUUAGGCGACAAAUUGACGAGUUGUGUGUAUCUACGUGCAUGCGUUGGUGAAGCACUCAGGAUGGCAUCAGCUGGACCCGGGGUCUCGGAAAGAACUGUACUCAAGGGAGGAACAAUCAUUAACAACGAAUAUUUUCCAGAAGGGACAACUGUUGGCGCGGGAGGUUGGGCUACCAGUUACAACGCAAAGUACAUACGAGAUCCCGAGAAAUAUUGGCCAGAACGACACAUACCAAGUGAGGAAGUCACAGCAGAGGAGGUUCAGAUUGCUCACAGUGCUUACUGGCCCUUCGGACUGGGAGCGAGAAAGUGUGUUGGGAUGAAAGUUGCGUUGAACGAACUACACCUCACCAUUGCAAGGGUUAUCUACCUGUUCGAGGUGAUACCGGAGAGGCCUGAGGAGUUUCAAAAGAAUUUCGAAAUUCUUGAUCACCAGAGUGAGUAA
Molecule: messenger RNA, 1515 nt
Organism: Cladophialophora psammophila CBS 110553
Lineage: Eukaryota; Fungi; Ascomycota; Eurotiomycetes; Chaetothyriales; Herpotrichiellaceae
Exons: 9
Coding region: 1-1515 (504 amino acids)
Molecular function (GO): oxidoreductase activity, acting on paired donors, with incorporation or reduction of molecular oxygen; monooxygenase activity; heme binding
Source: RefSeq, a predicted model, not a curated record